Messenger RNA from Triticum aestivum (bread wheat), 3779 nucleotides. RefSeq names its product disease resistance protein RGA5. The transcript has 5 exons. Gene Ontology annotation, molecular function: ADP binding. NCBI's taxonomy places the organism in Eukaryota, Viridiplantae, Streptophyta, Magnoliopsida, Poales, Poaceae. The coding region runs from base 618 to 3449 and encodes 943 amino acids. Gene Ontology annotation, biological process: defense response to other organism. The record is from RefSeq and is a predicted model, not a curated record.
GCGUUGUGGUGACGACCAGAUCCAUCCCCUUCUCGCUGGAUCCACUCCACACUCUCUUGCCCACUGCUUGCCGUCGUCUCGUUGUGCGCCUGUCGCCGGCGUCCGAGCUUCCCCCGUCCGCGGUGCACCGUGCACGGCCUCUCGAUCCCGCUAGGGUUCACAUCCACGACGCGCGCAGAGAAGGGAAUACGAUUCUACUGUUCAUUGUCACUGCGCUUGAUCCAUAUCGCCAACAAAGCGAACCAACUCUGAGUCUGAGCUGCUACUACCGAAGAAAGGUCCCCGUGGGCACGGCCGAUUUGUAGCUGCGUUCAGUGUAACCAUGCUUCUUUGACUUACUUGGAUUAAUUCUCUUUCUGGGGAAUCUAUCUGAAUCUAGCUAGCUAUUUACUGUCAGUUUAUUCGACGACCUCGAUCCAAGCAUGGUGAAUAAAAAUCCCCCUAGGUUGUAGGUUGAUGACGGAAAUCUAGCUAGCUGUUUACUGUCAGUUUAUUCCACAAUCUCCAAGCAGGUAUCCCCGAAGAAGGGUGUAGAGUGUAGACUGAAGAUGCAAAUCUAGUUGCUUAUUACUGUCAGUGCAUUUAAUUAGGUGGCCUGCCAUCCACACAGAAUUGUCAUGGAGGCAGCUCUUGUGAGUGUGGCGACGGGAGUACUGAAGCCCGUCCUGGGGAAGCUGGCCGCUCUGCUCGGCGACGAGUACAAGCGUUUCAAGGGAGUUCGCAAGGACAUCAGGUUCCUCAUGGAUGAACUUGAGGCCAUGCACGCGUUUCUCCUCAAAAUGUCAGAGGACGAGGAUCCUGAUGUGCAAGACAAAGUUUGGGCGGCGGCGGUGAGGGAGCUCUCCUACGACAUGGAGGACACCAUCGACGAUUUCAUGCAAAACGUUGAUGACAAAGACGCUAAGCCAGAUGGCUUCAUUGAGAAAAUCAAGCACUCGCUAGGGAAGUUGGGGAAGAUGAAGACUCGCCAUCGGAUUGGCAGCGAGAUCCACGAUAUGAAGAAGCUAGUCAUCGAGGUGGCCGAUAGGAAUGCAAGGUAUAGGACUGGUGUGACUAUCUCCAACUCCAAGAAUGCAGCCGUUGACCCUCGAGCUCUUGCUAUCUUCGAGCAUGCCUCCAAGCUUGUGGGAAUUGAUGAACCCAAGGCGGAGAUAAUCAAAAUGUUGGCUGAACGUGCGUCAACAGACGAGCAACCCAAGCUGGUCUCCAUCGUAGGAUCUGGAGGAAUGGGCAAGACAACUCUUGCAAACCAAGUGUAUCAAGAGCUCAAAGAGAAAUUCGAGUGCAAGGCUUUUGUAUCGGUGUCGCGAAAUCCAGACAUAAUGAAUAUCUUGAGAACCAUUCUCGCUGAAGUUAGCCAAGGUUGUACUAACACUGAAGCAGGGAGCAUACAACAACUGAUAAGCAAGAUUAAUGAUUGCCUAGCAAAUAAAAGGUGUUUCGUUGUUGUUGAUGAUAUAUGGGAUGAGGAUGCUUGGAAUGUUAUUAAGUUUGCAUUCCCAAUGAGUAGCUCUGGAAGUAUCAUAAUCACCACUACUCGUAUAAAUGAUGUUGCCAAAUCAUGUUGUUCAUCAUUCAAUGGUGCCAUUUAUACUAUCAGACCUCUUAAUCCGAUGCAUUCAAAAGAACUAUUUCACCGAAGACUAUUCGAGUCCAAAGAACAGUUCCCUUCACUCCUGGAAAAGGUUUCUUAUGAAAUUUUGAAAAAAUGUGAUGGCUUACCUCUAGCAAUCAUUGCUAUAUCUGGUCUGUUGGCUAACAAAGAGAGAACAGAGGAUCUAUGGAAUCAGGUGAAAGAUUCAAUUGGCCAUGCAUUGGAAAGAAAUCCUACUGUGAAAGGAAUGAUGAAGAUAUUGUCACUGAGCUACUUUGAUCUGCCUCCUCAUCUAAAAAGUUGCCUCUUGUACAUGAGUAUAUUUUCGGAAGAUUCUAUUAUCAAGAGGCAGUGUCUGAUAAGGAGAUGGAUUGGUGAAGGAUUCAUUCACAAAGAAGACAGAUAUACAGCACAGGAUGUAGGGGAAAGGUGUUUUAAUGACCUCCUCAAUAGGGGUUUGAUCCAACCUGCGGAGACAAAUGAAUAUGGUCAGGUCAAGAGUUGCCGAGUUCAUGACACAAUUCUUGAUUUCAUCAUAUCCAAGUCGAUAGAAGAGAACUUUGUUACUUUACUUGGUGUUCCCAUUCUGGAAAUUGUGACACAAAACAAAGUAAUUCGUCGACUCUCUAUGCAAGGCGUCAUGCAGGGAAAUCCAUUAGUACCAACACCGGAGUUUCAAAAAAAGAAAGUAGCAACAACAGAUCUAGUAUUGUCUCAUGCCCGAUCACUUAAUGUGUUUGGAGAUUCCAUGGAAAUCCCUUCUUUGGAGGAGUUUAGACAUCUGCGUGUUCUCGAUUUGGGAUAUCAACCAUUGGAAGACCAUCAUCUUGAAAAUGUAAUGAAGUUGUUCCAGCUGAGAUACCUGAACCUCCGACGGACAGGAAUAAGUAAACUCCCAGAAGAAAUCGGACGAUUAGGGUGCUUAGAGAUGCUGAACCUAAGAAAUAAUGCUAUGGAGGAGUUACCCGCAUCUGUUGUUAAUCUCAGAAAAUUGACGCAUCUACUUGUUGACUUUGAUGUUAAAUUUCCUGAUGGGAUUGCAAAGAUGGAAGCAUUGGAGACGCUAAAACAUGUCAGUAUCUACAAGCAGCCACUCGACUUCCUAUGGGGCCUUGGACAGCUAAAGAACUUGAGGAACUUAAGGCUAUUUGGCGACAUUGAGUUUGGCACUGAGGUCAUGGAGGAGUGUGACGAAGCUAUCCUCUCUUCCCUGCAUAAACUAGCCACCCAGAACCUUCGCUCUCUGAUUUUGAGUGAGAGUUACAACAUGUGCCUGUUACAGGAACCUUUGAGCCUCGAAAAACUUACUGAGUGCUCUUUGGAAGUCCCGCAGGUUCCGACAUGGGUGAGCUCCCUCAGAAACGUCCAACAGCUACGCCUUAGUGUGGAGAGAGUCGAGCAGAAUGAUCUCUGCAUCCUUGGAGCAUUACCCACUCUGCUCAUUCUGCAUUUGUCAGAAGAAGAAGAUUCAAAGGAAAAGCUCACAGUCGGUGGUGCGGUUGGGUUCCAGUUCUUGCGGGUUUUUAUUUAUAUUGCAAGUUCUCACCCAGUAGAUCUGAAGUUUGUGGCAGGAUUCAUGCCCAAGCUAGAGAAACUUGUGCUUAGGGAUUUGCGUGUACUUGAAGGCGACUCUCUGGACUUUGGAAUCAUCAAGAACCUCCCCUGUCUCAGUACUAUCAAAUGGGUAGUAGACGGGGACAAUGACAUUGUUGAAGCUGCAAACACUGCCAUGGAGAGAGCAGCCUGCGCACAUCCCAACCACCCUACUCUACUCUUCACAGUUGAUAAACUUCCCGGAGAUUUCUGCUCUGGAAGGAUUUACCGAACAAGCCAAAAACCAGGAACGAGGGAGUAGCCACUGCUCGUCGAUCGUCCGGCCAGCCGAUUCUCAAGUUUAUGAGUGUUUAACUCGACCUUAUGUUUUUUAUGAUACACAGCCAAAAACCAGGAACGAGGGAUACUGUAUUAUGUAUGACAUGUAUGUUUUCCAUAUCUUGCAUUUGACCAUAAUUAGUUGACAACAUCUGGAGUCAUGUCAUAAGCACUUCUAUUUUCUGUGGUUGUGCUUUCCCCUCAUCAUACUUAUGCAGUGCACUGUGGUCGGUAUUUCUUGAGCUUUGUACAGAAUCCAGGUUUUCAUUCAGAAAAUGUGUAUGUUGUUUCUCAAUAGGUACUUGCUGAAAUC